AUGGCGGCGUUCAGCUUCCCUCUGAGAGUAGAUACAGAAUUUCCAUGUGCUAUAGAUGCCAAAUGUUUUACACAGAACACAAAGCCUAUUACCCCACAGACAAGUAUGCCAAGUGAGAGGCCAUUUCUAUGUUCUGAGUGUGGGAAAUGUUUUACAUACAAAUCAAAUCUUAUUAAACAUCAGAGAUAUCACAUAGGUGAGAAGCCAUUUCCAUGUUCUGAGUGUGGGAAAUGUUUUGCACACAAAUCAGAUAAUAUUAGACAUCACAGAAGUCACACAGGUGAGAAGCCAUUUCCAUGUUCUGAGUGUGGGAAAUGUUUUGCACAAAAAUCAGAUCUUGUUGCACAUCAGAGAAGUCACACAGGUGAGAAGCCAUUUCCAUGUUCUGAGUGUGGGAAAUGUUUUGCAUACAAAUCAGUUCUUAUUAGACAUCAGAGAAAUCACACAAGUGAGAAGCCAUUUCCAUGUUCUGAGUGUGGGAAAUCUUUUGCACACAAAUCAGAACUUAUUAAACAUCAGAGAUAUCACACAGGUGAGAAGCCAUUUCCAUGUUCUGAGUGUGGGAAAUGUUUUGCACACAAACAAAAUCUUAUUAUACAUCAGCGAAGUCACACAGGUGAGAAGCCAUUUCCAUGUUCUGAGUGUGGGAAAUGUUUUGCACAGAAACCACAUCUUGUUAAACAUCAGAGAAGUCAUACAGGUGAGAAGCCAUUUCCAUGUACUGAGUGUGGGAAAUGUUUUAUCCAGAAAUCACAUCUUAUUAAACAUGAGAGAAGUCACACAGGCGAGAAGCCAUUUUCUUGCUAUGAGUGUGGGAAAUGUUUUACCUGGAAAUCACAACUUGUUACACAUCAGCGAAGUCACAGGCGAGAAGCCAUUUCCAUGUUCUGA
This is a messenger RNA of Pseudophryne corroboree (corroboree frog), 891 nucleotides long. RefSeq names its product gastrula zinc finger protein XlCGF17.1-like. Gene Ontology annotation, molecular function: RNA polymerase II cis-regulatory region sequence-specific DNA binding; DNA-binding transcription factor activity, RNA polymerase II-specific. The transcript has 2 exons. Bases 1 to 891 code for a protein of 296 amino acids. The record is from RefSeq and is a predicted model, not a curated record. Lineage: Eukaryota; Metazoa; Chordata; Amphibia; Anura; Myobatrachidae. Gene Ontology annotation, biological process: regulation of transcription by RNA polymerase II.